This is a messenger RNA of Hypanus sabinus (Atlantic stingray), 2072 nucleotides long. It is a transcript of the gene zc3h15, whose product is annotated as zinc finger CCCH-type containing 15. The coding region runs from base 107 to 1381 and encodes 424 amino acids. Gene Ontology annotation, biological process: cytoplasmic translation. Gene Ontology annotation, molecular function: metal ion binding; mRNA binding. The transcript is spliced from 10 exons. Gene Ontology annotation, cellular component: cytosol. The record is from RefSeq and is a predicted model, not a curated record. Lineage: Eukaryota; Metazoa; Chordata; Chondrichthyes; Myliobatiformes; Dasyatidae.
GCGCGAGCUGGUUUUACCCAGAAGGCGGCGCGAGGACGGUGCGUGCGAGGAGCAUCGAGUUUGACGGCGGCCGAGGAGCGAGCGAGGCAGCGGUAGACACAGUGACAUGCCCCCUAAGAAAUCGUCCAACCAACCCAGCAAGAAGACCGAGCAGAAGAAGAAGGAGAAGGUUAUAGAGGACAAGACAUUUGGACUGAAGAACAAAAAAGGAGCAAAACAGCAGAAAUACAUCAAAACUGUCACAAAUCAAGUCAAGCAUGGACAAACUGGUGGAAAACAGAUACCUUUUGGUGAUGAAAAGAAAUCUAAGAAGGAUGAUAAAAAGAAAGAACUCCAAGAGCUUAAUGAACUUUUUAAACCCGUCGUAGUUGCUCAGAAGAUCAGCAAAGGAGCUGAUCCCAAAUCUGUGGUCUGUGCUUUUUUCAAACAAGGGCAAUGUACCAAAGGUGACAAAUGCAAGUUUUCACAUGACAUGUCCCUUGAAAGAAAGAGUGAAAAGCGCAGUAUAUAUGUAGAUGCCAGGGAUGAGGAUCUUGAAAAGGACACAAUGGAUAAUUGGGAUGUGAAAAAACUGGAAGAAGUAGUCCAAAAAAAACACGGUGAGGCAGAGCAGAAGAAAACAUCAAUAGUAUGUAAGCAUUUUCUUGAAGCCAUUGAGAAUAACAAGUACGGCUGGUUCUGGAUUUGUCCUGGAGGAGGAGAUAGUUGUAUGUACCGUCAUGCCUUGCCACCGGGCUUUGUGCUGAAGAAAAACCAAAAGAAAGAAAUACAAGAGGAGAUUUCAUUAGAAGAUUUAAUAGAAACAGAGAGAGCAGCUUUGGGACCAGAAGUAACUAGAAUCACUCUUGAAACCUUCUUGGAAUGGAAGAAAAGGAAGAGACUUGAGAAAAUUGAAAAAUCUCAGCAAGACCUAGAAAAGAGGAAAGCAGAUUUCAAUGCCGGCAAAGCUUUUGGUGUGAGUGGACGUGAGGUCUUUGAAUUCCGACCUGAAUUGAUCAGUGCCGAUGAUGAUGAAGCAGAUGACACCCAGUAUUCUCAGGAACAAAAUGAAGAGGUCGAAGAGGCAGCACAGAUCAGUGACAUUGAUGUUUCCCGAUUUGUGCCAAUAGAAAUAGAGAAGACUGGCAUUACGGUUUCAACUGGAUUUGAUCGGAAGGGAGAAACACAUUCUGCAAGUUUACCUAAAGAAAUGUCAAAUGAUGCAGAUGAAAAUAAAUUAGAUGAGGCCUCGGGAGGAGUUGAUAAUGGAAAAGAUGGUAAACUAGAUGGAGAAUUAGCAGAUGCUCAUAUUGAUGGUGUCCCAGUAGAUGAAAAUCUCUUUACUGGAGAAGAUCUUGAUGAGCUAGAUGAUGAAUUAGACAAUUUGGAUUUGGAAGAUUAAGGAACAUGGAGACAAGCAUGUUGAACAUAGACUUGGAGAUUCAAAAGACUUCAUGUAAAAGAAAUCAGUCCGAUGUUUAUUUAAUGUUUGAUCCUAUAGACCUCUCCUGUGCUGCUUAUGAAAAAAUGCAGAAUUUGGUAAUAUGGCCUUUGCCAUGAUUGUAAUGUUUCCUGUAAACUGCCGGUAGUGGAAAUCAGCCUUUCAAAAUUGUCCAAAAUUUCUGUGCCAAUAUUCUCUAACAUUGUCAGCUAUGAUAAUGAAGGUCAGUAUUGCCACAUUUUGCGCUGUUGAGCUGCAAUCAUUAAAAUCAAAUAUGUGAUCUAUUUAAAGAACAAUAUCCCCUUGAAACUAUGUGCUUCAGCUCAUUUCGGGUAAGAAUGAUGUAGAGCCAUCUGAACAUCGGAUUUGAGACUGCAUACUUAAAAGGAGAGUGGAAUAAAGUUAACCAUUCUGAUUAAGUUAUUCUAUAGAUCAUUACAUGGAGCACAGUGUUAAAUCCAUUGUCACAUUACAGAGUGUAUCAAGCACCACUGCCAAAUCCAUGAUUUACAAUUUUACAAAGAUACUGAAUAUGAAAUUGGCAGUGUUAAAUAUCAAGUCAAUUGAAAUGAAUAAUGCGAGUGUCUAAUUUUAAAAUAUUCAAACCAUUCAUGUCUGUGCAGGUUGUAAAUAAAGUGUAUUUGAAGAAAAA